This is a messenger RNA of Alternaria ventricosa, 1020 nucleotides long. RefSeq lists its product as uncharacterized. Lineage: Eukaryota; Fungi; Ascomycota; Dothideomycetes; Pleosporales; Pleosporaceae. The transcript has 2 exons. The coding region runs from base 1 to 1020 and encodes 339 amino acids. The record is from RefSeq and is a predicted model, not a curated record.
AUGCCCAUGACUGCCGAGAGCCUUGCGACAAGCAUAAACUUUGCGCUCCAAGAUUCGGUCAAGGUCGCUGUUCAAAAGAUGGCCGAGAGUAUUGCGGAGGAAGACGGCGCUGGCGAUACUGUGCGCGACUUCCAGCAGAAACUCGGCAUUGAUGGCAUGCGAUGUCAUAUCUGUCCGGAUCGCCUAGCUAUCUGGCGUGACAAAGAGACUGGAGCACAUCUGAGUGGCUUGGCAGCCUCCGUGCUUGUCCAAGAAAGACGGUUGGAUCUGAAGCAUCUACGUUUGCUGCAACAUCGGCAUUACUACACCCAUGAAGGUGCUGAAGGGCCAUUCGUCGGUGUCGUCGCUGCUUUUGGAGGACUCAUGGCCUCUUUGGGUACCGAUACAGGCGAGUUCUCGCAGCGGCUGAAGAAGAGACCUCGCGAGACGGACGCCGACGCAGAAGCCUUGAGAAGAGUGCCGACUGUUGAUGAGCCAGACGUGGAGAAGGGUAUAACAUCUAAACACUUUCACCAUUUGGCGUACAGGAUGGCGGAGAAGUCAUGCGAUGAUGACUACACGCACAAUUUCGAGAAGCCGCAGAACCGCCCGGGCAUCUCAGCUCUUCGCGAGAAGAUCGCUGCAAGGAGAGCAAGAGGCGGCCGAGGGUAUCAGAUCACAAGCGCCACCGCGCAUUACGUUGGUGAUCUUGCGGCUACAGGAGCCAAAACCCCAGUCGCCUUCUUCUACAACAUCGCGAACGGCUUCCGGAACUUACCCUCAUACGCAAUUCACAACGACCCCGCGCGUCAAAGAGACGAAAUCACCGGGUUUGGUAGCGGCUGCAAGCUCGCCGGCAAAGAAUUCGUGCUCGGCCUCAGCGACGCACUUGUAGGCAUCGUUCGACACCCCUAUCUCGGCGCGAAACAAGAAGGCGCCAUCGGAUUUGGCAAAGGAAUUGGGCGAAGUCUUGGAGGGUUAUACUGCCACUUGGGAGCCGGUAAGUUCGGGUUCCGAAUAUUCCGAUAUUCGCUUAUCUAA